GGACAAAAAUACCUACCUGUCCUUUGGUUGUAACUUUUCAAACGUAUUUGAGCAAGAGGAGCGCACUGACGAACAAAUUUGCCUCUGUACUCUGUGGCCCUCAUCUUGCUCACCCUAGUACUGAUAGUACUAACCUUAACCUGCCAAAUAGCAACGGUACCAUCACCAUCAUUUAUCAUGGGCACAACUUGCUAGAUCUCAUCCAAUCUUGGUGAUAGAGAAGAAGGGAAUGUCAGCUGCCAUUUUAAACAUCCCUGUGCUUGUUGUUCAUAGCAACUUCAAUUCGAUCACAGAGAUAAGGUCAGGUCAUAGAUAAAUAGAGAGAUUGUCUCUGUCACUGGUUGUGUGUGUGUGUGGGAGAGGCAGUGGAUGACGAGGGCAAUGAGGAGGAGGAGGCUACGCAUUGGCAAGGUGCUGGACUGCUUCUCCUUCUCCAUGUGUUGCGCGAGAAGCAGCGGCUGCCUCUGCUUGCGCGCGUCGGAGGAAGACGGCGACGAGGAGGCGGCCAUGGAGAGGAAGUCCCUGGUGAGCAGUAGUAGCCAGGUCGACCAGGUGAUCAGGCUUCGCGAUCUUGUUGAUGGCACGAGGACACUCGGGUUCCAUCUAGAACCAAAGACUGUGGAGCUCAAGGUGUCCAUGCACUGCAAUGGGUGUGCUAAGAAAGUUCAGAAGCACAUCUCAAGGAUGGAAGGCGUGACGUGGUUCGAGGUGGAUUUGGAGAAGAAGAAGGUGGUGGUGACGGGGGACGUGACGCCAUUGGAGGUGUUGCAGAGCAUCUCCAAGGUGAAGUUCGCGCAGCUGUGGCCCCUUCCCCCCCAACCUGCUGCACCAGCCACCGUCUCCUCCGCCUAGAUCUCGAUCCGUUCCCAUCUCAAAAUGGCGGGGGCCAAGCCAAGCCAACCGCGCGUCGUGUGCCACCGUAAUAUUAUCGCGCUCACGCGGGGAAAUUGCAGAUUCAGCGAUGCAUUGGCAUUGUUACCGAGACCAACCAGGCAACCAUCGUUUUUACUGCACCCUCUUGCCGGCUUCUCUCUGUGUUUGGAAAUAAACCAACCUAAAAUAAGUUGAAACGGCACAAGUUCAAAAUUGUUAUACUAAGGUAAUGUCUCAUUUUAUUUUAGGUUGGUUUAAUUUAGAACGAAGAGAAUAGCUCCAUAUGCAUACAUGCCACGGUAAUCUAAGGCUGACGCGUUAGUCAAUCAAGCUACGUUUGAAUUUUCACGGCGAUCUAUAUUGGCACUAGGAAUAAUGAAGAGGGAAUUAUAACUACUAGAGGCUGUUUGGUAUGUACUCCCUCUGUCCCUUAAAAAAUCAAUCUAGUAUCGGAUGUAACACAUCCUAAUACUACAAAUCUACUAUCAGAUUCGUAGUACUAGAAUAUGUUACAUCCGAUACUAGAUUUGUUUUCUGUGCAACGGAGAGAGUAUGUGGAUAUACUACUUUAUAGCUUGUGUGGAAAAUGAAUUGUUUCAUGGGGAAGGUGAAGGUUUCUGCAGAAUUUUACGAGAUUUUCUGUGCUCCAAAUAGGCUUGUAAACAUUGUACUACUCGUGUUCUGAAAAAAAAACAUUGUACUGUUUGCUUUGCUA
Oryza sativa Japonica Group (Japanese rice) is the source of this 1588-nucleotide messenger RNA. NCBI's taxonomy places the organism in Eukaryota, Viridiplantae, Streptophyta, Magnoliopsida, Poales, Poaceae. The record is from RefSeq and is a predicted model, not a curated record.